AUGAUUAAUCGCGGGUUACUUGAGCCCUCAAUUUGCCUGCCUGCUUUAAUAUCUAUUCAUGGCUUAUCGGUUAUCAUAUCUGUCCCCGAAAUGAAAAUUGCAAAUAAAACUUUGGUUCUCUGGCUAGGCAUAUUAAUCCAACUAGCCAUCGUCCAUUCCACUCCAAUUUUCGAAGACACGGGUGAUAUCAUUUCUAACUUAUCAAGUGUAGAUUUAGAUGAACCACUUGAGAUAAACCUUUAUAUUCGUAGUGAAACCAGAGCACCUGGUGGUGUUGCAAGACAAGUAGUUACCGUAAAUAGACGAUUUCCUGGUCCAGAAAUUUCCGUUUACAAAGGUCAAAAGCUAAAGAUUUGGGUGCAUAAUUUGUUCGGAAAUGGUAACGUAUCGCUACACUGGCAUGGGUUACCACAUUUCGGUUCACCUUUUAUGGAUGGAGCACCGUAUGUAACUCAAUGUUCUAUAAAGCAUGGUUAUUCUUUUGCCUAUGAAAUUGUGGCGAGAUAUUCGGGAACAUAUUGGUAUCACGGACACUAUUUCACACAGCUACUAGAUGGACUGUACGGUCCACUUAUUGUUAAAGAUACAAAAGAUCAAGAAAUUUUCGGAUACGAUGAUGAGACCACAAUUAUAAUGUCUGAUUGGUAUUAUGAUAUGUCGGAAGAUGUUAGUAACACAUAUGCAAACUAUAUCCACUACAAUUCAUAUGCCAACCCAAUACCUGAGCCCGUUCCAGAUAAUGGUUUGAUUAACGGGAAAAACGGGGAAUGCCCUCGUCAGUAUGGAUGCGAAUCUAAUGAUGGAUUUUCGGAAUUCAUUUUUAAACAAGGGAAACGAAUUCGCAUCCGCCUAAUUAAUGCAAGCUCAUUAAUGUCAUUUUUAUUCACAAUUGACGAUCACCUUAUUCAAAUAAUCGAAGUCGAAGGAACCAUUGUUAAGCCAUCGGAAAACUUACAUUUUGUAGCAGUUGGAGUAUCUCAACGAUAUUCUAUAAUUAUUAGUCAAGCCAACAGUUCAAUUCCAACCAACAACUAUUGGAUGCGUGCGAUUUUUCAGGCAGAGUGCCUAAGGUCCACGACUCCGCAGGAAGAAUUAAAGAAACUUCCGAAAGAAGUAAAAGCAAUCGUCCGUUAUGAUCCAGAUGAUAAAUCCCUACCUAGAACCCAAACUUGGGUUAAUGAAUCGGUAAGAUGCAUAGAGGGUGAAUUGACAGGGUUGGUCCCAUAUUACGAACAAAAUGUAUUGGAUCCAACCGUUGAAUUAAAGAUGCAAAUAAUAAUGGAUGUCGACUCUCCGGAAAAGAACGAGACCCCGCUGGGUUCUAUAGCCACUUUAUCAAGAGGAUUUAAUCCUCCUGUUGUUUUUACCAACAGUAAUACUAUUCUAGAGUUGUAUCGAGGAGCGGAGUUUCCUGUUUCGCUAAAUUCAUAUACAUUCGAGGCGAUCGAAGUUGUAGACAUUUUUUUGAUAAGUAAUGAGAAUUUAAACUCACUAAUAUUUUAUCAAUAA
Messenger RNA from Acaulospora colombiana, 1509 nucleotides. Lineage: Eukaryota; Fungi; Glomeromycota; Glomeromycetes; Diversisporales; Acaulosporaceae. The record is from the annotation of a GenBank genome assembly.